Molecule: messenger RNA, 1452 nt
Organism: Coccinella septempunctata (seven-spotted ladybird)
Lineage: Eukaryota; Metazoa; Arthropoda; Insecta; Coleoptera; Coccinellidae
Exons: 1
Coding region: 1-1452 (483 amino acids)
Source: RefSeq, a predicted model, not a curated record
AUGCGUGCACACUAUAUAGCAUUGGACUUAGCUGCGGAACCUGGUAGAACCUACAGACAACAUCUUGUAGAGGUAUGGGAAAAUAUUUGCCCGAGCAGACCAGCAUAUGCUCAAUUACUGUCCAACAGAGUAAGAUGGAUACUGCAAAACCAGAAAUUGCCCCGAGCUGAACUAGAGAACAUCAAAGCCAGUUGCUAUCCACACGUCCUAACCGAGCAACUCAGCUCUGAAUUACAAGAGCGGACCUCACGGAGGUCAUCGGCUAGGAUACGGAGAAGCGGAUUGCACACACAAGUCGAGGACAACAACGAAUUGGAACAGCGAUUUCUGGGGAACGUGUUGAAGUUCUCGGGAGUUGCGCCGGAGAAGAGACCGAAGAUUCCCCGCAUGCAACAUUCCAGGGAAUUCCUUGCCACAGUCAAGAUGAUCAAUUCGAUUCUUUCGAAAUAUAUGGAGAAAGUCGACAAGUUGGAGGAGAUCGUUGAUCUUGUAUAUGCGGGAGCAGUCACUACGUGUGAGGAACAUGGCCGAGGAACGGAACAUCACCACUGUCCGAAGUUAUCUGAAGUACCUCCGUGGAAGAAACGCCUGGAAAAAAGGAUCGUCAUUAUCAGAAGAAAAAUAGGAGUUAUACAUGCCUACAUGGCUUCUGAUAGUCCGACAGCGAAGGUGGCCAAAGCUGUCAGGAAAAUAUCAUCCGAGUUCCGGGUAAAACGUAGGGAUCCUUCUUUCAGGGAUAGGUUGUCUGUAGUGCUGGACAAUCUGAAACAAAAAAUCAGAGCCUUAGGUCAUCGCAUCCGCCGUUAUAAUGAAAGAUGUAAAAGGUACAAAAAUAAUAGGGUCUUCUACCAGAACCAAAAACAGUUCUUCCGGGACCUUCAGGAGACCGAACACGAGGGAGGCUGCCGGGUGGAUCCCGGUGUGACUCACAAAUUUUGGAGCGAGGUAUGGUCCAGCGGUGGGGUCCAUGACGAGCAGGCAUACUGGAUCGAUGAGGCCCAGUCUCAGAUCCCGGAUGUUCGGAUGGCCGAGAUGCAGAUAUCUGAGGCGGACAUAGGUGAAGCUUUGAAGGGUUCAAACAACUGGUCUGCACCUGGACCAGACAAGCUGCACAAUUACUGGUGGAAACAUCUGACCAGUUCGCACAGGACGCUCGCCAGACUUCUUCAGAGGUGCUUGGAGGAUCCAACAACAAUCCCUGAUUUCUUCACAGUGGGAGUGACUCAUCUUUCACCUAAAGACGGAAAUCCCCAGGACCCCAAAAACUAUCGGCCUAUUACCUGCCUUUCAACCGUCUAUAAGAUCCUCACUGCAGUGCUCACCAGGAACAUAAGCCAACAUUUGAGAAACAACAACCUAAUGGCCCGUGAGCAGAAUGGCGGGAGAAUACGUACCAAAGGGUGUAAGGAACUGUUGGUUAUAUACUUACCAAACAAGCCCGGCGGAAAUUGA